Molecule: messenger RNA, 2100 nt
Organism: Fraxinus pennsylvanica
Lineage: Eukaryota; Viridiplantae; Streptophyta; Magnoliopsida; Lamiales; Oleaceae
Source: the annotation of a GenBank genome assembly
AUGAAUGAGACGUCACUUCAGGCUGCUAAUAAAUUCUCUGGCAAGAAAUUUGCUACGAAAGAUGCCGACUUUACGGAAUCUGUGAAGUUGUAUACCCUGGCGCAGUGCACACCUGAUCUUUCUAGUAAAGAUUGUGACUUCUGCCUUCAAAAUGCCAACUCCAGGUUACCAACAUGUUGUGAAUAUAAGAAAGGAGGAAGAGUUAUUUCCCCUAGCUGCAAUAUUAGGUAUGAGAUAUACCCCUUCUACAACGCCACAACCGUCCCUGCACCUGCACCUGCACCUGCACCUGCGCCUGUACUUGCGCCUGCGCCUGCGCCUAAUAACAAACAAGGAAACAGGGGAAUCUCAAGACAAGUUAUUAUUGCUAUCGUUGUUCCAAUUGUUGUUGUUUCCUUAGUGGUCUUACUGGUAGGCUUACGUUUCUUGAUUGGGAGAACGAUGAAGAAGAAACAAUAUCGUACUAUAAAGCAGAGAAAUGAAGAAGAUGAAAUUUCGAUUGUUGAAUCCCUGCAAUAUGAGUUGAUUACUAUUGAACUUGCUACUACCAGCUUCUCUGCUGACAAUAAAAUUGGAGAAGGUGGAUUUGGUGAUGUGUACAAGGGUAUCUUUCCAGAUGGACGAGAGAUAGCUGUAAAGAGACUUUCUAGGAGUUCAGCACAAGAGUACGCAAUACAUGGUCAAUUCUCAAUAAAAUCUGAUGUUUUUAGUUUUGGCGUCCUAAUUUUGGAAAUCAUAAGCGGCAAGAAGAGUAACGGCUUUUACAAAUCACAUGGUACAAGAGACCUUAUAAGCUAUGCUUGGAAGCUUUGGAGAAAUGGUGCACCCUUGGAAUUGAUGGAUCCAAUUUUGCAAGAGUCUUUUGUUUUGGAUGAAGUCAUUCGAUGCAUCCGAAUUGGCUUAUUGUGUGUUGAAGAAGAUGUCACUAAAAGACCAACAAUGUCAUCGAUACUUCCUAUGCUUGAAAGUUACUCAGACACACUACCUAUUCCUCGAAGACCUGCAUUUUUUAUUCCGAAUGGAUCAGAUAGCAUGACAAAAGAGAUAGACCCCAACCAACCACAAUCUAUAAAUGAAGCAUCAAUCAGGCGCAUUGAGGACACCUCUCGCGCAUUCUACUCGGGCCAACUUGGUGGCGCAACUGCUGGAGACUCCGGCGUCCCUGACCGGCCAAAAGUUCAUGGAUUUGUCGGAAUCCAAACCGGGUUCUCCUCCGGCGAUCGCCGCAAGGCUUUGAGGAGUACUUGGUUCCCCUCUGAUCCUGAGAAUCUUCUGAGAAUCUUCUCAGAUCAAAAUGGUAAUGAAGAAAUCAUCACUAAAGGUGCUUCAGUUGUGCAUGGAGAACCCGCUCAAGAUGAAAAUUGUCCCCCCAAAGUUCAUUCUGAUGUUGCAGUUCUUCAUGAGAAAUUGACAAAGCAAGUUAUUAAAGAAGGUCAUGAGUUUGGGGUUUCUCAAAACCAAGUCUCCUCUAAUAAAAAAGAGCUUAAACCUGAAAGUGAAAAAAUGAAGGCAACUAAUAACAAAGAACUUAAACCUGAAAGUGAAAAAAUGAAUGUCUUGCCUUCGUUGUCUAUUGAUGUGCUCCAGGAGAUUGGAAAAAGAUGCAGAUCAAAUGUAUAUGUUACUAGCAAGAAACAAUGUCAAAUAGCAUUUAUUCUUUUCCAGGUUCAUCAUAAUGUGUCUUCUUGCUCAGACGAAGGAAAUGAGAUUUUGACAGCUGAACCUUUGCAAUAUGAUUUGAACAACAUUCAGCUUGCUACCAACAACUUUUCUCACGAUAACAAAUUGGUGAAGGCUUGGAGACUAGAGAGAAAUAGUACACCCUUGGAAUUGAUGGAUCCAACUUUGCAAGAGUCUUAUGUGUUGGAUGAAGUCAUUCAAUGCUUCCAAAUUGGGUUAUUGUGUGUUCCAGAAAAUGUUGAUAGAAGACCAAGAAUGGCAUCAGUACUUGCUAUGCUUGCUUACUCAAAUGCUCUGCCUCUUCCACAUCGACUUGCAUUUUGUUUUUCGAAUAGAUCAGAUUGCACAACAAAAAAGCUAGAUCCCAACCAGCUCAUGUCUAUAAAUGAAGCAUCGAUAAGUGAAAUGUGUCUAAGAUAG